AAAGUUAGAGAGGGGGACUGCAGAGGCGCACGGUGCCACAGCCAGGACCACUGGAAGCCUCUGCAAGCGCAACAAACCGCCGAGAACAAGUGCCUUUCUCACCAUUUCUAUUUCACUGAGAAGCAAGUGUGCAGGGGGAGAAGAAGGGCUAUGCCUCGCGAGUAGAAAGAGGUAGAUUUUGUGAGUGGUGUCCUGUUUUAUUCCCACAAGAUGAAUAAAGACUUGAAGAGCCUGCGCCAGCUCGCCGUGCCUCUGCUGCUUUUCGCCCUGUGCGUCGCGGUGCAGCGAUCCGAGUCAGCGGCUUGCCAUGGCUGUGUGGGAUCCAAAUGUGACUGCAGUGGAGUAAAAGGAACCAAGGGGGAGCGGGGUUUCCCGGGUCUCACCGGACAGCCAGGGGUCCCAGGUUUCCCCGGACCUGAGGGGCCCAUUGGAGGCAGAGGAGAGAAGGGUAGCGAUGGACCUCAGGGACUUUAUGGUCCAAAAGGAAUAAGGGGGCCAUCUGGAUUGCCAGGAUUCCCAGGAACACCAGGACUUCCUGGUCUGCCCGGCCAGGAUGGACCUCCAGGACCGAGAGGAGUGGCGGGGUGCAAUGGGACAAAGGGUGAAAGGGGUUACCCAGGAAGUGGAGGAAUCCUCGGACAGCAGGGACAGCCGGGUGUACCUGGUCUGCCCGGACAGAAGGGUGACCCAGGUGAUGUGAUCUCCACCAAUCGUUUUGGAGAACAAGGUUCAGUGGGACUGCCCGGACUACCAGGAGUUCCUGGAUCUGCCGGACCCCCCGGUUUGCAAGGCCCACUCGGCCCACAAGGACCUAGAGGUCCUGAGGGUCGUCCAGGUCCUCCUGGCCUUCCCGGACCAAAGGGAAACAUGGGAUUGAACUUCCAAGGCCCCAAGGGAGAGAAGGGUGAACCAGGUCUGCCAGGACCUGCUGGUCCUCCGGGACAAGUGGGAGAACAGAAGAGGCCAGCAGAGACGGAGAUCCAGAGAGGAGACAAGGGCGACCCCGGUGUUGCAGGUCCUCCCGGUGAUCCCGGAUAUCCAGGAGCCCCUGGUCCCUCGGGAGGCCAGAAAGGAACCAAGGGAGAAGCAGGAGAAGCAGGCAAACGAGGUAAAAACGGCAAAGAUGGCGACCCCGGUGGUCCAGGUUUCCCCGGAGGCAAAGGAGAGUCAGGUCUGCCAGGUCCUCCAGGCAGGGAUGGAGAGAGAGGCUUCAAAGGUGAUCGUGGAUACCCAGGCCCACCAGGCGUGGUGAUCGGCGGGGCAACAGGGGGGCAGGUUGGCCCUAAAGGUGAGUCCGGUUACCCCGGAUCACCUGGAUACAAAGGAGAGAGAGGACCAGCAGGUUUAUCAGGCCCUCCAGGAGCCCCAGGAAUCCCAGCUGUUGGUGGUGGAGGCAACCCUGGAGCUCCAGGUUUCCCAGGAGAGAGAGGUCAGAAGGGAGACGCUGGCGUUCCAGGGCUUUCUCUGCCGGGACCCCCAGGACGAUCAGGAUCCAACGGGCUCCAGGGAUUACCAGGGCCCCCUGGACCUCCAGGUUUCUCGUCACCACAACAGAACUGCGUGGCUGGAGAGCCCGGGCGCCCCGGCGUCCAGGGAGAAACAGGUUACCCCGGAGAGUCUGGCCAGAAAGGUGAGAAGGGCCAGACCUGUGUGAACUGCAUCGCUGGUACCACUGGCAUCCAAGGACCCCCAGGACCUGCCGGAAGCCCCGGAUUCCCCGGAAUUCCCGGCGGUCCAGGUGCAAAAGGAGACAGUGGAUACCCAGGAACUCCAGGCUCCAGUGGACCCGCUGGUCCCUCCGGUCCUCAGGGCGCUCCAGGUUUCCCCGGACAGAAGGGUGACCCCGGAGAUGCCGUCACAGUGAACGGUGUGAGGGGAGAAAAAGGUGACACCGGUUUCCCUGGCACGCCCGGUCUUCCCGGUCUGGACGGUCGACCCGGUCGCGAUGGACAGCCCGGCGUUCCGGGAGCCAAAGGAACUCCGGGUUCCCUGCUAGUGAAAGGAGAACGAGGCACCCCCGGUGAUAUAGGUCCCUCUGGUACCCCAGGGGACAGAGGUCCUCCUGGCGCUCAGGGCUACGGACCUCAGGGUUCUAAAGGAGAGAAAGGUGUCCAGGGCGUCUCAGGAAGAUCUGGAGGUCCCGGUGGCCCCGGUGCUAAAGGUGAACCCGGUCUAGCCGUGGCGGAGAAAGGAUUACAAGGAACACGAGGACUGGACGGCUCUCCAGGACUGUCCGGCUCACCAGGUUCCCCUGGACAACCCGGACAGAAUGGUUUCCCUGGAUCACCGGGAAUCAAGGGUGACCCCGGACUUCCUGGCAUCGGACUCCCAGGACCCCCAGGAGUUAAAGGAUUCCCAGGUAUCCCCGGCCAGAACGGACCUCCAGCAGGACCAGGAAGACCCGGAGUGGAUGGACUCCCCGGCCAGCCUGGAUUCCCUGGAUCCAAGGGUGAGCCUGGCUUUGGACUCCCCGGCCCCCCCGGUCUACCUGGAGUCCCUGGAUCUAAAGGAUUCCCCGGACCAAAGGGAGACUCUGGCUUCCCUGGCGGCCCCGGUUCCCCUGGACGAUCUGGAUUUGACGGCGGUCCUGGAUCUAAAGGUGAGCCCGGUACACCCGGAAUACCUGGAGCUCGUGGCCCCCCUGGAUCCCCCUCCAUUGGCUCUCUGGGACAGCCAGGCCCCCCCGGACCCCCCGGCCCAAUGGGACCACCAGGAUUCCCGGGAUCAAACGGAGUGAAGGGAGACCCCGGGCCCCCAGGUCUGGACAUCCCUGGUCUGCCAGGAGAGAGAGGGGGUAACGGUUUCCCAGGAUCCCCAGGACCAGCCGGAACUGCAGGACCUCCUGGAGGACCGGGACGUGACGGCCAGCCUGGACUGCCAGGUCAGAAAGGAGACAUGGGCUCCAUGGGAACUCCAGGACCCUCUGGAGGACCUGGAGGCCCCGGAGGGCCCGGCGGCCCCGGAUUUAAAGGUGAACCAGGAUUCCCCGGCAGAGACGGUUCCCCCGGCGGUCCCGGUGGUAAAGGAGACAGAGGAGACUCCGGCGUCAUGGGACCCCCAGGAGAUAGCUCUCCCCGAUUGACUAUAAAGGGAGACAAAGGAGAACCUGGACUAUCAGGUGCAACAGGUCUUUCAGGUCAGAAAGGUUUCCCCGGUGCCUCAGGUGAUCCCGGUCUGCCAGGAUCAGAUGGUCGCCCUGGACUCCCCGGACCACCAGGUCCCAAAGGUGAUUCCGGCAUCCCAGGAGGCCCCGGUGGUCCUGGAGGUCCUGGAGCAAAGGGCAGCAUGGGAGAAAUGGGAUUCCCAGGACCGUCAGGGCAGAAGGGUCUGUCAGGUCAGCCAGGUCGAUCUGGAACCCCAGGAAACCCCGGAGGACCUGGUUUCCCUGGAUCCAAAGGUGAACCUGGCUCUGCUGGAAUCGGACCCCCCGGAGCCGCUGGACUCAAGGGUGAACCAGGUCAGCCAGGGUUCCCAGGGAAUCCUGGACUUAAAGGAACUCUAGGAACUCCAGGACUCCCAGGAUUACCAGGAGGACCAGGAUCCAAAGGCGACCCCGGACUCCCAGGAUUCCAAGGUUCUCCUGGGAUUCCCGGUCCUAAGGGUCUCGAUGGCGGUCCCGGUGGUCCAGGUCUCACUGGAGCUCCUGGUCGACCAGGAGAGUCUGGUCGACCAGGAGGUCCAGGACAGCCAGGAGAGAAGGGUCAGGCGGGUCGGGACGGGAUCCCCGGACCGGCUGGAAUCAAAGGAGACCCAGGUCUUCCUGGUUACGGUGGACCCGGUGCUCCUGGACUUCCAGGACUGCCAGGCUCAAAGGGAGACUCCGGUCUUCCCGGCCCAUCUGGUAGUCCCGGUUUCCCCGGCUCUAAGGGAGAUGCUGGUUUCCCUGGAAUCCCUGGUAACUCAGGCAACAGUGGCCCUCCUGGGCCUCCAGGUCUAGCUCUGCAGGGCCCCAAAGGACUCAGUGGACCCCCAGGACCUCCCGGAAGAGCAGGUCAAAGUGGGCCCCAGGGUCCCCGUGGGCCCCCAGGAAGCGGCGGCGUUAAGGGAGAAAAGGGCAUUGCCGGCGCUCCCGGUCAGCCAGGCUUUGCAGGACAGAAGGGAGAGAGUGGCGUUCCUGGAUUCCCAGGUCCCGCUGGUCUUUCUGGCGGCUCUGGUCAGAAGGGAGACAUCGGUCUGCCCGGUGUUCCCGGAUUCCCUGGACCAAAGGGAGAUUCUGGCCUUCCUGGCGGCAGCGGCCUUCCCGGGGAUCCUGGAGAGGUCGGACCUACCGGUCCUCCCGGUGACCCCGGUGUAUCUCCCACUCCCAUCGUGGUGAAGGGAGAGCGCGGACCCCCCGGUGCCUCGGGCCUGCCUGGUAGUCGAGGAGGUCCUGGUGCUCCUGGACGUGAGGGACUUCCUGGUCAGCCUGGUGACCCUGGCACUGCUGGGCCUGAUGGGCCUCCUGGUUUCAGCGGCCCCAACGGCAGGAAGGGAGACAAUGGUCCCGCCGGCAGCCCCGGUCAGCGUGGUUACCCCGGCCCCCCUGGUUCUGACGGUCCUCAGGGUCUCCCCGGUCCUCCAGGAUCAGUGUCUGCAGCCCACGGCUUCCUCAUCACCCGCCACAGCCAGGGAACGGAAGUGCCCUACUGCCCCGAGGGAACCAACCCCAUCUACGACGGAUACUCGCUGCUGUACGUGCAGGGCAACGAGCGGGCGCACGGACAGGACCUCGGCUCAGCCGGCAGCUGUCUCCGCCGGUUCAGCACCAUGCCCUUCAUGUUCUGCAACAUCAACAACGUCUGCAACUUCGCCUCCCGCAACGACUACUCCUACUGGCUGUCCACGCCCGAGCCCAUGCCCAGUUCCAUGGCCCCUAUCCAGGGGGAGGGCAUCAAGCCUUUCAUCAGCAGGUGUUCAGUGUGUGAAGCUCCAGCCAUGGUGAUCGCAGUGCACAGUCAGACCAUCCAGAUUCCCACCUGCCCGGGAAACUGGGAAGCUCUGUGGAUAGGAUACUCCUUCAUGAUGCACACCAGUGCUGGUGCUGAGGGUUCGGGUCAGGCCCUGGCCUCCCCCGGAUCCUGCCUGGAGGAGUUCCGCAGCGCUCCCUUCAUCGAGUGCCACGGGAGAGGAACCUGCAACUACUACGGGAACUCCUACAGCUUCUGGCUGGCCACGGUGGAACCCUCUGAGAUGUUCAGGAAGCCCCAGUCGGAGACUCUGAAGGCGGGUAACCUCCGGACACGUGUCAGCCGCUGCGUGGUCUGCAUGAAGAGAACGUAACGGCACACGGCAACAAAACACAUCUUUAACUGGGGACGCACAAUCAAUAACACGAUGAUUGGAUGACGGCGGGUGGGGGGUGGUGGUCACACCGACGCCAUGACGACAAGGUGGAAUUCCAAUGGUGCAUUUGUCUCCCGGGGGAAAAAAAACAAACAACCUUACAACUUCAACAAUGGUGCUACUGUGCAACACAGCUGAAAAAAAAAGAAAAGUAAAAAUCUUACAUUUUAUUCUUUGUUUCUCUUAAGAAGUACCUCAAAAAAAGCAAGCAGAAAUGAUCCACUAAAUGGUGCCACGACGGAUGUGUGAGAACCCUUCUUUCCUUUCUCUUUACCUUUUUAAAGCCACUUUUGACGACAAAAAUGUGAUACUGUACCAUUGUCUACACAGAAGUGCACUUUUUUUUCUUCUUUUUUUUUGGCCUUGUUGAUGAGGAGGUUACCAAAUCGGCACUUUGACUUCGGAACAUCCAAGAUGAGAGAUGCACUGACGAUGAGCUUUCCUUAGUGAGGCUGCCUUUUUUAUUACUAGCUGUUCACUCACACUCUCUCUCCUCCUGCGUCAUUUCUCUGUCGUUAAAACGUCUGGUGGUACUAACCCCGCUGUAGCCCGCCUCUAACAUCACACCUUCUUCCUCUUCCUCUCUUUUUUUUGUAAGUAAUAAAAUGUGUAUAUUGUGUAAAACACCUUUUUUGUUCUUAGUGUAUUAGGGUCCUGAAUCGGUACCAGCUGUCUCACACAAUCACACACACACAUUCAACACUCACUGACACACAUCCACUCAGAUUUUUGUACAAAGUAAGGCUUUUAUGAAUGAAACAGUAUUUUAUAUAUAAUAAAUAUAUAUUUGAAAAAGAGGUUAAAAGGUAUAUAAACUUUAUUUCGGCUGUGGGGGAGAUUGUUCACUGUUUUCAAACACAAACAAAAUGUCAGGCUGAAAAACUGAUCCAACUACUGAGCACCGACAGAUUAUCCCUGACAGUCUUGUAUGAUAUUAACGAAGCCAAUCGCUUUUGUAUUAAAAUUGUAGAAUUGAUAAAAUAAAGGGGAUUUGCUUUUUAGGUAGUCUAAUGAUUAGGGCAACAAAUAUUUGUGCAAAAAAAAAAAAAAAGGAUUUUAAUUAAAUCUUGGCUCCUUGAUUAGGAAACCUCCACUUUUGUUUUGUGUUUUUUAACAUUUCCAGGUGCUGGGCUUAACUUGUAAAAAAGAGGGGCCUCCUGAGGUUAUUUUGGGGGGCCUGUUUCGCACCCAAAAAACCUUCAAAUCCACUUCCACUGGCUUGAAUUUGUAUCCCAAAUCAGUUAAAGUGUUCACACUCUGCGCUGUGGAAACACAGGUUCAAGUGUCUGUACAUUUAUCAGGUGUUUCAGUCCCUGAUGUGACGCUUCCUCUGCGCCAGGCGUUCACGCUCCUGGCGUACGGAAAGUCUACAAGAGCUGUUUUAGGGGAGAUGAUUUUUUUCUGUGAUUUUAUUGUUAUUUUUAUUUUUUAAAAACUGCUUUUAUGAAUUCUAAUAAUGUCAACCUGGGGGGGCGAUUUAAACAAAUGUAUUUUUUUUCUUUUUUUUGUUUUGUUUUUCAUGUUAUGUUAUCCAGAAGUUGUUAUAAACUUUUAAGACUGAAAUAAAUACUAUGUCCAAAGUG
Eleginops maclovinus (Patagonian blennie) is the source of this 6905-nucleotide messenger RNA. RefSeq names its product collagen, type IV, alpha 5 (Alport syndrome) (gene col4a5). Gene Ontology annotation, biological process: extracellular matrix organization. Bases 211 to 5259 code for a protein of 1682 amino acids. NCBI's taxonomy places the organism in Eukaryota, Metazoa, Chordata, Actinopteri, Perciformes, Eleginopidae. Gene Ontology annotation, molecular function: extracellular matrix structural constituent conferring tensile strength. The transcript is spliced from 49 exons. The record is from RefSeq and is a predicted model, not a curated record. Gene Ontology annotation, cellular component: collagen trimer; basement membrane.